Messenger RNA from Saccharomyces cerevisiae S288C, 1293 nucleotides. It is a transcript of the gene DDR48, whose product is annotated as DNA damage-responsive protein 48. The coding region runs from base 1 to 1293 and encodes 430 amino acids. The transcript has a single exon. The record is from RefSeq and is marked reviewed. Lineage: Eukaryota; Fungi; Ascomycota; Saccharomycetes; Saccharomycetales; Saccharomycetaceae.
AUGGGUUUAUUUGAUAAAGUGAAGCAAUUUGCUAACAGCAAUAAUAACAACAAUGAUUCUGGCAAUAACAAUCAAGGCGAUUAUGUUACCAAAGCUGAGAAUAUGAUCGGCGAAGAUAGAGUCAAUCAAUUCAAAAGCAAAAUCGGAGAGGACAGAUUUGAUAAGAUGGAGUCCAAGGUUCGUCAACAAUUUUCUAAUACCUCUAUAAAUGACAACGACUCCAACAACAACGACUCAUAUGGUUCUAAUAACAACGAUUCAUAUGGUUCUAACAACAAUGAUUCAUAUGGCUCUAACAACAAUGAUUCAUAUGGCUCCAACAACAAUGAUUCAUAUGGCUCUAACAACGAUGAUUCCUACGGUUCUUCCAACAAGAAGAAGAGCUCUUAUGGUUCUAACAAUGACGAUUCGUACGGCUCCAGCAACAACAAUGACUCUUACGGUUCCAACAACAAUGACUCUUACGGUUCCAACAACAAUGACUCUUACGGUUCCAACAAUGACGACUCUUACGGUUCGUCAAACAAGAAUAAGAGCUCUUACGGUUCCAACAAUGACGAUUCUUAUGGCUCUAACAAUGAUGAUUCAUAUGGUUCUUCCAACAAGAAGAAGAGUUCUUAUGGUUCCAGCAACAACGAUUCGUAUGGUUCUAACAACGAUGAUUCAUAUGGUUCUAACAACAAUGAUUCAUAUGGCUCUAACAACGAUGAUUCCUACGGUUCUUCCAACAAGAAGAAGAGCUCUUAUGGUUCUAACAAUGACGAUUCGUACGGCUCCAGCAACAACAAUGACUCUUACGGUUCCAACAAUGACGACUCUUACGGUUCGUCAAACAAGAAUAAGAGCUCUUACGGUUCUUCUAGCAACGAUGAUUCUUACGGAUCUUCCAAUAACGACGACUCUUACGGUUCUUCCAACAAGAAGAAGAGUUCUUAUGGUUCCAACAAUGACGAUUCUUAUGGCUCUAACAAUGAUGAUUCAUAUGGUUCUUCCAACAAGAAGAAGAGUUCUUAUGGUUCCAGCAACAACGAUUCGUAUGGUUCUAACAACGAUGAUUCCUACGGUUCUUCUAACAAAAAGAAGAGUUCUUAUGGUUCCAACAACGAUGAUUCAUACGGCUCCAGCAACAACAAUGACUCUUACGGUUCCAACAAUGACGACUCUUACGGUUCCUCUAAUAGAAACAAGAACUCCUAUGGGUCUUCCAACUACGGUUCAUCCAACAAUGAUGACUCUUAUGGUUCAUCUAAUAGAGGCGGUCGUAAUCAAUACGGUGGUGACGACGAUUACUAA